This is a messenger RNA of Antechinus flavipes (yellow-footed antechinus), 4178 nucleotides long. It is a transcript of the gene ARHGAP39, whose product is annotated as Rho GTPase activating protein 39. Lineage: Eukaryota; Metazoa; Chordata; Mammalia; Dasyuromorphia; Dasyuridae. Gene Ontology annotation, cellular component: cytoplasm; cytoskeleton. The record is from RefSeq and is a predicted model, not a curated record. The transcript has 13 exons. The coding region runs from base 292 to 3693 and encodes 1133 amino acids. Gene Ontology annotation, molecular function: GTPase activator activity; protein binding. Gene Ontology annotation, biological process: signal transduction.
GGGACUCCGUCCGCGCCGCCGCCGCCGCCGCCCCCGCGGCUCGCGCCCCGCCGGCCCUGUGAGAGCGAGCGCCCGGGGAGGAAGAUGGCGGAGAGCCUUCCUUUAUCAGAAAGAAAAUCAGUCAAGCGAUAUCAAUCAAGACAUCAAAUGAUCCUGACAGCAUAUAUAACAUCGGACAUCUAUAGUCUUUUACUUUUCUGCUGAGGAAGAGCUCGUCACCCUCCUAUUUGAUGGUGAAAGCCUAAGGAUGAGUCAGUGAGGUCCCACUGAUUGCUGUGGUAACAGACUGAAAUGUCCCAAACUCAGGAUUACGAUUGCCGGAGUCAUAAUACUGAUAUACAGGAUCCUAGGAGUUCUGGAUCAAGUGCCAGGCUAGAAUGGGUGGAAAUCAUCGAGCCUCGAACACGAGAACGCAUGUAUGCCAAUCUCAUCACAGGCGAGUGUGUAUGGGACCCACCUGCUGGCGUGCGGAUUAAACGUACCAAUGAGAACCAGUGGUGGGAGCUUUUUGAUCCAAAUACAUCUCGUUUUUAUUAUUAUAAUGCCACCACUCAGAGAACUGUAUGGCACCGGCCACAAAACUGUGACAUCAUCCCUCUUGCCAAGCUUCAGACUUUGAAGCAGAAUACAGAAUCCCCAAGGGCUUCAACAGAGAAUAGCCCUGGACGCAGUAGCAAUGUCAGUCGAGAGGGCAGCACCAGCUCUUCCCUGGAACAAGAGCUAGAAGCUAGCGAGAAGGCUCAGGAACAACAGGCCCGAGCCAAUCGACAGUCAACCCAAUUUACUGCAGUGAAAGAAGAGAAUGAGAGUUCUUCCCCAUCAGGAGUAUUCCUUGAGAAGGACUAUGAGAUUUAUCGGGAUUACAAUGCAGAAGGCCAACUUCUUCAUUACAGGACCUCAUCCUUGCGCUGGAACACAGGGACCAAAGAACGGAUGCUCAUCAAGGUGACAGAUAGGGAACCAAGCUUCCUUAUGCACCAGGGAAAUGACUACCCUACAGACAACCAGCCAGGACCCCGUUCCCGGAGGCCUUCAGGUGGUCAGCAAUCCCCCAAUCUACAAACCUUUGCACCAGAGCCUGACAAUUCAGUCUUCUUCCCUGAGAGGAAGCCAUCACCUUUCUUGAAGAGGGCCGAGCAUGUUGGUAGUUGCUCCCCUCUGCUGGGUCGUGGAGACCGUGACUCAUUCUGCUCCCCUCUCCAAUCCCAGCACCGAAAGCACUCAAGUGAAUCACAGCCAUCUUCACCCCGCUAUGCCUAUGAGCCACCCCUCUAUGAGGAGCCCCCCAUGGAAUACCAAGCCCCCAUCUAUGAUGAGCCCCCCAUUGAUAUGCAGUAUGAAGCAAGUGGCAGCUACAAGGCAGGUUCCCCACAGAAAUCACCCAUCCGAAAGCCCCACCCCUUCCUGCAGUCACCCAAGCAGACCUCCAACUCUCCCUAUCAGCAGUUGGUGCUCACCAAACAAAAAUGUACUGACCGUUUCAUGAGCCUGGAGUAUAGCCCUGCAGGCAAAGAGUAUGUCCGGCAGCUGGUCUACGUGGAACAGUCUGGCUCCAGCCCCAAGCUCAAAGCAGGCUUGCACCACAAGUACUCCCCGAAUCCGAUUGGGGGCUCCUACUCCCUACAACAUAGCCCCUGCCUUGUAAGAGAUCAGCGCCUAGAAAUUAAGUCAGGAGACUACAGCAGCAUGGAAGGAUCUGACUUCAGGCAUGGGCAGCCCAUUUCCCAGCUUCCUCAUGGGGAGGACUCUAUGUCCUGGUCCAGCCAACAGGACACUAUGUCUUCAACAGGCUACUCCCCUGGUACUAGAAAGAGAAAAAGCAGGAAACCUUCUCUUUCACAAGACCCAAAUACUUCUUCAACUGAUGGCUCAGGGGAUCGGGACCUCCUAAGUGAGCAGCUGGGGAGUGAAGACCGACCUCUGUCGGGCCCUACCCGCCCUCAGAUGAGUCGCACAGAGAGCAAGUCAGUGGAGGCAGAUAUGGUGCGGGGCUUCCCCGAGCCCUUCCUGGCACAAGCACGGCUGGCCUGGGAGGCCCAGCAGGCCCACUACCACAUGAAGCAGCGUAGCAGCUGGGACUCCCAGAAAGAUGGCUCUGGCUAUGAGAGUGAUGGAGCUCUGCCCCUCCCUAUGCCCGGACCUGUCGUGCGUGCAUUCAGUGAGGACGAGGCUUUGGCACAGCAGGAAAACAAGCACUGGAAAAGAAACACUUUUGAAAAGCUGGGAUUCCCACAGAUCCUCUUGGAGAAAAGUGUCUCUGUUCAGACCAACCUGGCCUCCCCAGAGCCAUACUUACAUCCGUCUCAGUCUGAGGACCUUGGUGCCUGUGCCCAGUUUGAGAGUAGUAGACAGAACCGGAACAUGAUGCCAAGUGCGAGCUGUGUUUUUCCCACCUUCACAUUACGCAAGCCAUCUUCUGAGACAGACAUUGAAAACUGGGCCUCAAAGCACUUCAAUAAGCACACUCAAGGCCUCUUCCGACGGAAGGUAUCUAUUGCCAACAUGCUGGCUUGGAGCAGCGAGUCUAUCAAGAAGCCUAUGAUUAUGACCAGUGACCGGAAUGUGAAGAAAGAAGCCUGUGAGAUCUUCAAGUUGAUCCAGAUGUACAUGGGUGAUCGGCGGGCCAAAGGGGAUCAGCUCAGUGUGGCUCUGGAGGUGGCCACCAAAGGCUGGAGUAUGCAGGGUCUGCGCGAUGAGCUUUAUAUCCAACUUUGCCGACAGACUACAGAAAAUUUCCGUUAUGAGAGCUUAGCACGAGGCUGGGAGCUCAUGGCAAUCUGCUUGGCUUUCUUCCCACCCACCCCCAAGUUUCACUCAUAUCUGGAAGGCUACAUAUAUCGGCACAUGGAUCCAGUCAAUGACACCAAAGUGACUCAGCAUAUAAAAGAGCUGCUGGAAAGGAACACUAAGAAGAAAUCCAAAUUGAGAAAGAAACCCAAGCCCUAUUUUGAAGAGCAUGAUGGGGUGGCGAUAAGCACAUAUGCCAAGUAUUGUUACAACAAGCUCCAGAAGGCUGCUUUGACAGGAGCCAAAAAGGGCCUGAAGAAGCCUAACAUGGAGGAAAUCCGACAUGCAAAGAAUGCUGUCUUCAGUCCAUCCAUGUUUGGCAGUGCUCUUCAAGAUAUUCUGGCUAUGCAGAAAGAGCGCUACCCUGAUCGACAGCUGCCCUGGGUGCAGACACGACUUUCUGAGGAGGUGUUGGCCCUCAAUGGGGACCAGACUGAAGGCAUAUUCAGAGUCCCUGGAGACAUUGAUGAGGUGAAUGCUCUGAAGCUUCAGGUGGAUCAGUGGAAGAUCCCCACAGGGCUGGAGGACCCCCAUGUCCCUGCAUCACUGCUAAAGCUCUGGUAUCGAGAGCUGGAAGAGCCCCUUAUCCCCCACGAGUUUUAUGAGCAGUGCAUCACACACUAUGAAAACCCUGAGGCCGCCAUCGCUGUCGUCCACUCCCUGCCCCGGAUCAACAGAAUGGUGCUCUGCUACCUCAUCCGCUUCCUCCAGGUGUUUGUGCAGCCUGCCAAUGUGGCCGUCACCAAGAUGGAUGUCAGCAACCUGGCUAUGGUGAUGGCACCCAACUGCCUGCGCUGCCAGUCAGACGACCCACGUAUCAUCUUUGAAAACACACGUAAGGAAAUGUCUUUCCUUCGCGUCCUCAUCCAGCACCUGGAUACCAGCUUCAUGGAGGGAGUACUAUAGCACUGCAGGGGUCGGCCCCCAUGCCUGCCCACCCACCUGCAGCUCCCCACCCUGCACAGAGACGUAAGACACAGACGGGGACUGCCUGCUGGCCAGGGCUCCCACCUGCCCCACAGGGGUCCGUCUGCAUCAUCCCAGGCCAGGGAGAUUUCUCCAGGAAUUCAGUUGGGGCCAAAUGAUGCCCAGUCCCCGCCCCCUCCUGCACUCUUCUUCUGGGCGUGGCGGACCUGGCCCACUGCUAACUAAGAAAAACACCGGAGGUCGGGGGGAGCCUGAAGGGGAUGGGAAGCUGAGCUGAACCGAGCCAAGCCAAUCCCAGGCCUGUGGCCAACCCCCAAUGGGCUGUAGCCACUUGGCUGUUCCUGUUAGCACGGGAAGAGGAGUGAGGCACCGGUGGGCCCAGAGCGGUGGAACAGGCAGACAGGCACCCUGUGGGGAGGACACAGCACAGGGUGGGGAGACAAGCUGGGUGUGUGGAGAAAACA